Molecule: messenger RNA, 180 nt
Organism: Dentiscutata erythropus
Lineage: Eukaryota; Fungi; Glomeromycota; Glomeromycetes; Diversisporales; Gigasporaceae
Source: the annotation of a GenBank genome assembly
AUGAUCGCUUUAAUAAGGAGUGCUUUCAUAAUUGCGGAUUUUUAUUCUGAAAGCGAUUUCAUCAACGAGAAUUACAACAAUAACGAUUCCCAAUCAUUUAUUGCUGGAGUUUUGAUUCCAUUAAAAUUAGGAGUUUUAAUUCUACUAGAAUUAGGAAUUUCAAUUCCACUAGAUUAUUAA